CGGCUGGGUGGCAUCGGCCGACGCUGCAGGGGCCCAUGAUGCAAUCCGACCCUCCACCGAUCGCGGGCAGCGUCCAAGUCGGCUCCGAGCUGUGGCGCUCGCUCGGCCAGAUCCACACGCGCGCUAACGCCCACCGCGAGCAGUUGGAGAAUGCCAUGUCAGCGGGCGCCUCAUGCAUCACCUUCGAGCUCGCGCGACCGGCCAAACUCGGUGCAAGCGACGGCGCGGGCGACAUGCUCUGCGUGUUCACCGACACGGCAAUCGACCUCUCCGUGGCCCUUGAUAUUGGCCACUCCAAAGAAAAGGACGCGGCUGCACCGGUUGUGCGCAACAAGGGCGCGCUCAACAACUUUGGCAUCGGCCUCAAGGUGUUUCAAGCGUCGCUCGGCCUCCAGACGCAGGUCACCAUCUUCACCUACCAGCGCUUCGCGGACGGCGGCGAGGUCCUGGUCGCGGCGCGCAUGGGCAGCGCCAUCGACGCGCACUUUGCUGCCCUCUCCAAGGGCAAGGUCGUGCACAUGGGGCGCAUCAUCGUCAGGCUGCUGAAGGCCGCAAACGGCGAGCUCUCCUUCGACUGGGGCGCCGCGGCCGACGAGGCAAAGGCGGCCGAGAACAAGGCGGCCAUGCUCGGUGCGCACUCGCCGUGGGCCUCGGAGGCGGCGGCGCUGCGUCCGAUGCGCCAGCUGAUGCAGCUGGUGCGCGAGCAGCAAAAGUCGCGCGGCACGCUCUUCGUCUAUCACACCGACGGCUCGGUACCCUUGCCGUACCGUCUGGUGCACCCUAUCGCGGGCGCCGACGGGAGUGAGAGCGACGACGACGACGACGACGCGGACAUGGCUGUGUGCGUGAAGGUGGAGGCCGAGGACGACGCCGCCGCCGACGAUCUCGAGGAGGUGCAUGAGGCGGAGCUUGUCGCGCCGCCGCCGCGGCUCGCGCCGCGGCUCGAGGUGUGCGACAAGGACGGCACCUGGAAGGACGUCGCGCGCUGCAUCGAGAGGUCGUACAUAGCGGACGACGUGGGCGCCCUCCACGCGCUCGCUGCGGCGGAGGGCGCGCCGCUGCCGGCCGCACCGGCGAUGCCGCGCGUGAGCGUGCAGGGCCUCGUGCUGAGCUUUGCGGAGCACGCGUGGUGCGCCGAGCAGCGGCGCGACGGUGCCGCUGUCGGUGCCUUCUUCCCCAUCCGCGUGCAGGGCGUCGACACGCCAAUCGCGUUCGCGCGCUGCGUGCAUAUGGAUCUGCGCAACGAGGAGCGCCGCCAGCGCGGCUCGACGACGGCCCCGCGGCUGUGGCUGCACAAGCAGCUGCGCGACGGCGCCUUCUUCGUCUUGCACGGGCGCAAGGUCGUCAACGACGAGGCGAGUGCCAUGUGGCACGGCGGCUGCUUCGAGGAGGCGACCUCCAAGUUCGAUCCUUUCCUCAAGCUGGCCAUCCACGGCGGGCAGGGCGAGAUGAACUACGCCAAGUACGGGCUGCUGAAGGAGUACUGGGCGGCGGGCUGCGACGAGGCGGCGGCCGCCCCGCUCCCGCCCGAGCUGCAGUACGCGAACGCCAAGAAGUGGAAGCCAAAGGCGUCGCACCUGUGGCCAAAGGUUGGCGCGGGCGUGCUCGCGCUGGUGCACCUCUCGCCCGAGUUCUUCGAACUCGACCCGUCCAAGACGCGCGUGCUGCGGCGCGACGGCGGUGAGGCCACGACCAACCUCACGCUGGGAAGCCUCGUCAGCGCGAUUCGCACGGGCCUCGCCCUGUGGUGCGCGACCACGCCCGCGCCGGAGCAUCCCGCGCCCCGUCCCAACCCGCGGCCGGCAGCGCCACGCAACGUGGGCUCCUCCUCUGCCGCUGCACCGGCCGGCUCGUCCGCUGGUGGCGCCUCGUCCUCGUCGUCCCUCACUCCGAGCCCCGGCGAGGAGAUCGUCGGCCGGCGCAUCAGCAUUUUCUGGGCGCAGGACCGCCGCUGGUACGAUGGCAUCGUCGACGACUACGAAGUGUCACUGCACCACAUCACGUACGACGACGGCGACGACGAGUGGCUGCGGCUCGUGCCGGAGGAGUACGAGCUGCUCGUGCGCGACCAGGACGGCAGCGGCGCGGAGCUUCCCGCGGCGCAGCGCGCAGACGGACGCGUGCGCCGGCGCACGACGCGCCCACGUGCGGUGGACUCGUACGUGGAUUACGACGCGCCGUCCAGCAAGCGCGUGGCGCGCAGCAAGCCAGCGCACGCCGACGCGCACGACGCGAUCCAAUUCCGCAAGGCGGCCAAGGCGGCCUACCGCGAGCAGAACGACGCCAUCUGUCGCAGCAAGCUCUCGGGCGACAUGUUGCUCGAGCUGCAGGCGUACCGCAAGGCGUUUGAGGCACUCGACCGCGUGCUCAAGUAG
Molecule: messenger RNA, 2375 nt
Organism: Emiliania huxleyi CCMP1516
Lineage: Eukaryota; Haptophyta; Isochrysidales; Noelaerhabdaceae
Exons: 1
Coding region: 36-2375 (779 amino acids)
Source: RefSeq, a predicted model, not a curated record